This is a messenger RNA of Neoarius graeffei (lesser salmon catfish), 9033 nucleotides long. RefSeq names its product agrin (gene agrn). Bases 329 to 6457 code for a protein of 2042 amino acids. The transcript has 36 exons. Gene Ontology annotation, biological process: negative regulation of serine-type peptidase activity; cell differentiation; receptor clustering. Gene Ontology annotation, molecular function: calcium ion binding; serine-type endopeptidase inhibitor activity; laminin binding. The record is from RefSeq and is a predicted model, not a curated record. NCBI's taxonomy places the organism in Eukaryota, Metazoa, Chordata, Actinopteri, Siluriformes, Ariidae.
CAGUGUGGAGUGACAGAGCGCCGCUCAGACUCAACUCGGAGCAAAUAAAGUGCAGCGGCCGCUCCGGGUUCUCAUCAGCACGAGAGAGAGAGAGAGAGAGGGAGAGAGAGAGCGGGGAAGAGAGAGAGAGCGCGGGGAAGAGAGAGAGAGAGAGAGAGAGAGAGAGAGCGAGGGGGAAGAGAGAGAGAGAGAGAGAGAGAGAGAGAGAGCGCGGGGUAAGAGAGAGAGAGAGAGAGAGAGAGAGAGCGAGGGGGAAGAGAGAGAGAGAGAGAGAGAGAGAGCGCGGGGUAAGAGCGGUGUAGAGUUUGUUGACUUUUCAGUUUUCGGGAUGAUGUUGAGCGGAGCGCUGCGCGUGCUCGGCUGCGCGCUCAUAGCCGGACUCGCUGUGUGUCCGCGCGCCAGUCGGGCGAUCUGCCCCGAGAGAGAGCUGCAGGAGCGCGAGGAGGAAGCCAACAUCGUCCUCACCGGCACCGUGGAGGAGAUCCUCAACAUGGACCCGCUGCAGAACACUUACUCCUGCAAGGUGAGGGUAUGGCGCUACCUCAAAGGCAAGACUAUAGUCAAAGGAGACAUACUGCUGGAUGGUGGGAACAAGGUGAUGAUUGGUGGUUUCGGGGACCCGAGUAUCUGCGACAACCAAGUGGCGACUGGAGACACGCGCAUCUUCUUCGUCAACUUGGCCCCAGAAUACAUGUGGCCUGUGCACAGAAACGAGCUGAUGCUUAACUCCAGCCUGAUGAGGAUUACACUGCGCAACUUGGAGGAAGUCGAACUUUGUGUAGAAGACAAACCUGGCACCCCUCCGCAUGUCCCACCUCCUGAUGGCUGCCGCGGAAAGCUCUGUGGUUUCGGUGCAGUGUGUGAAAGAGAUUCUACCGAACCUUCAAAAGGAGUGUGUGUGUGCAAGAAGAUGGUGUGUCCAUCUGUGGUGGCGCCUGUGUGCGGCUCGGACUCCUCCACCUAUUCCAACGUGUGUGAGCUGGAGAAGGCUCAGUGCAAUGCUCAGAGACGCAUCAAGGUGAUGCGCAAAGGCUCGUGUGCUCUGAAGGACCCGUGCAGCGAGAUGACGUGUAGCUACGGCAGCACCUGCAUCCAGUCUUCUGACGGCCUCUCCGCUAAGUGCAUGUGUCCUCUGAGCUGUGAUCAUGUGCCCAAGAUUACAGUGUGUGGCAGCGAUGGCUUGGACUAUCCCAGCGAGUGUGCUCUCAACAUGAAGGCCUGCUCCACCAACAAGAACAUUCGCCUCCAUCACAUUGGCCUCUGUGAUCCAUGCCGCAUGCACCAGAACAGCCUCAACAUAAUAUGCGUGUAUGACGCACAGACCCAAAAGGUUCAAAGUCUUGCCCCGCCCUCGGCGUGUCCAUCAGACCCCGAGCCACUGUGUGCCAGCGAUGGGAGGAGCUACAACAGCGAGUGCCAGAUGCAGCGCACGGCUCUGCAGAAAGACCGCCAGCUGAAGAAGGUUCACUCAGGGCCCUGCAAGAAGCAAGAGGAAUGCCAGGACGAGUGUAAGUUCAGCACUGUGUGCUUGCUGGAGCAUGGAAGGGCACGCUGCUCCUGCGAGCCAAUCCGCUGUGACGGAACCUACACUCCUGUCUGUGGUAACGACGGCCACACGUACCCUAACGAUUGUGAGAGGAGGCGUGCCGAGUGCCUCACCCAAACCACCAUCCGCAUCAAACAGCAAGGGCCCUGUGAUCUGAACGCGCCGAGCCCAUGUCUGAAGAAGAAGUGUGAGUUCGGGAGCUCGUGCGUGGUGAAGAACAGCCAGGCCGUGUGCGAGUGCUUGGAUACGUGCCUCCAAGCCUCUGACCCUGUGUGUGGCACCGACGGACAAACCUAUACCAGCCAGUGUCAGAUGAAUGCCAUCAGUUGCACCCUGCAGAAAAACAUCCAGAUAAAGCACAAAGGACCUUGUGAUAAGGCCUGCGCGAACUGCUCGUUCGGUGCUAUCUGUGACGAACAGACCCGCCAGUGCGUGUGUCCAAAGGAAUGUGUGGUCUCCAAGCAGCCCGUGUGCGGCAGCGACGGCACUACUUACACGAACGAGUGCGAGCUGCACGUACGCGCCUGUACCAAACAGAUAGACCUCCAUGUGGUGGGGCAAGGAGAAUGCAAGACCUGUGGCAACACUGUGUGUAGUUGGGGUGCCCGCUGCAUCCAGAAUAAGUGUGAGUGCCCUCAGUGUGCGGAUCAGCCCACUGCACAGGUAUGCGGCACGGACGGCAUCACCUAUGCCAACGAAUGUGAGCUGCGCUCGGCGUCCUGUUGGCAGAAGAAGAACAUAGAAGUGGCGAGGCCUGGCAGCUGUGACGAAGACUGCGGGUCUGGAGGCUCAGGCUCCGGGGUGGAGGCAUGUGAACAGGAACGCUGUCGGAGAUUCGGAGGCUCGUGGGAUGAGGACAGGGAGGAUGAAGGCUGUGUGUGUGAUUUCACUUGCCAGAAUGUGCCUCGUAGUGAGGUCUGUGGGACAGAUUGGAAAAACUACAGCAAUGAGUGUGAGCUAAAGAAGGCUCGGUGUGAGCAGCAGAUCGAUCUGCUACUUAAAAGCCAAGGCCCAUGUCCAACUACUCAGCUUUUCUCUGGUAUGAUCACCACAACACACUGCAGCGAGACCGUGUACGGAUGCUGUAAAGACAACAAGACUGCUGCGCAGGGUGUCGAAAUGGCAGGAUGUCCCAGUAAGUGUCACUGUAACCAGUACGGCUCGUACGGAGGAACGUGUGACCCCAGCACAGGCCAGUGCUCCUGCAGGCCCGGAGUCGGAGGCCUCAAGUGUGACCGCUGUGAGCCCGGCUUCUGGAACUUCCGCGGCAUCGUGACCGAGAAGGCGAGCGGCUGUACACCGUGUAACUGUGAUGCAGUGGGCUCAGUGAGGGAUGACUGUGAGCAGAUGACAGGCCUCUGCUCCUGUAAGACUGGAGUGAAGGGCAUGAAAUGUGACGUUUGCCCCGACGGCAGCAAGAUGGCUGCCAAUGGCUGUGACAAAGUCGCAGGUCCCCGGACAUUAUUGUCGUGUGCCGAGCUGCAGUGCCGCCACGGAGCGUCGUGUGUGGAGGUAAACGGGCAGGUUUACUGCGAGUGUCCGUCUCCUGACUGCGACCAGACAAACAAGACCAAGGUCUGUGGUACAGACGGUGUGACCUACGCUGAUUAUUGCCAGUUGAGGACUAUUGCCUGUCGACAAGAUAAGGACAUUACUGUGAAGCACUUAGGCCAGUGCACAGAAUCCAUCUCUGAGCUGGGGGUCAAGCCCACCCCCCUGGCCAUCACUCCACACGCCACACCCACUGCACCCGUCAAGGUCACCCCGACACACCAUGGCCUCACCACCACCCCAUUCGACUACGACGAGAAGGACGACACAUACCCUAAAUUGGAAGUUGCUCCUCCGGCCCUGGAGUCAUCCACGCCUUUCCCCACCCACAGCCCCCCAACCACUCCUCACCAUCCACCCCGCUCCCCAUCACCCUCCUCUGGCUUUGAGGAUUCAGGCAGUGGGGAGCCCAGUGGGGAUGACGACAUGGAGGGUAGCACAUUGGAGGCGAGCGGAGACGAGCCUGUCGGUCCCACUGUAGCGGCCACCACUCUGCCAACAGGUGAAGUACGUUCGUCCUGCGAUAACACACCUUUCGGUUGCUGCCCUGAUGGCAAGACUAUUGCUAUCAAUCCAGAUGGAACCAACUGCCCGUCCACCACGCGCUAUAUCGGAUUCCUGCACCUGGACCAGGUCGACGGUCAGGAGGUAUUUUACACACCAGAGUUGGAUGACCCCAAAUCAGAGCUGUUUGGUGAGACAGCUCGCAGCAUCGAGAGUGCUCUUAAUGAGUUAUUCCGUAAGUCUGAUGUACGGAAGGACUUCCAGAGUGUCCGAGUGAAAAAUCUGGCUCCCAGCAACUCCAUCAUGGCGAUAAUCGAGGCUCACUUUGACCCAGGCACUAGAUUUGUAGUAGAAGAUGUUGAGGAUGCUUUGCUGAAACAGCUUAAGACAGCUAAAGAUCCUGGCAUUGUAGUGAAACAACCUGAAGAGGAAUAUAUCCAUUUCAACAAUUUUGGUCCCUCUGUUCUUCCACUCUUCACCACCACUGCUACCACUAUCGCCACUGCUACACCCACUAUCGCUACCACUACCACAAGCACCAUGCCCCCUACCACCUCCUCCAUUACAACACAACAACCAGCCACCACUAAACGGCCCUACACCACCCGCAGAACCACUACAGCUGCCCCGAUCACCAGCACCUCCCCACAGCCCACCACUGCUGCCACCAGUACCACCACCACUGUGCCCUUCCAGACCCGACCUGUCUUCGAGCAAGACAAAGCCCCAGGCCCAUGCGACUCGCAGCCCUGCGGCCACGGAGGCACCUGCGAGGAGGACGGCGACGAUUUCACCUGCACCUGUCCUGCUGGAAGAGGGGGAGCUGUGUGUGAGAAAGUGAUAAAGUAUUACAUCCCGUCCUUUGGCGGCAAAUCGUACUUGGCCUUCCCAACCAUGAAAGCCUACCACACCGUGCGUAUUGCUAUAGAAUUCAGAGCCUCCGACACGACAGGUCUACUCCUCUACAACGGCCAGGACGGCAAGAAGGACUUCCUCUCUUUGGCUUUGGUAGAAGGAAAGGUGGAGCUCAGGUUUAACACGGGUUCUGGAACCUGCUCGGUGGUCAGCAGCGUCACAGUGAAACCUGGUCACUGGCAUCACUUAGUGGUCAUCCGUAACAGACGCAAUGCUUCACUCAGUGUCAAUAAUGAGAUGCCUGUUGAGGGCCAAAGCCCGACAGGCACUGAUGGACUCAACCUGGACACUUUUCUUUUCAUCGGUGGCGUGCCUGAGGAGAUGAUCCAAGAUGUGAAGGAGAGGACCUCAGUCUCUACCGGUCUGAUUGGCUGUAUCCGCCUCCUGGAUGUCAACAACAUGGUGUACAACCUUCAAGAGAAAGGGGGCAACGUUCUGUACGGCACAGCUGUCGGGGAAUGCGGUAACAACCCCUGUCUUCCCAACCCCUGCAAAAACGGUGCCUCCUGUCAGACUAAAGGAGCCGAGAUGUUCCACUGCAAGUGCAUUAAUGGCUUCUCAGGUCCAACCUGCGCUGAUUCGCACAACCCGUGUGAGCCGAACCCGUGCCACCCUUCCGCUCAGUGCCACGUGCUUCCAGAGGGAGGCUUCAGAUGCGAGUGCCCCAUGGGCCGCGAGGGCAAGCACUGCAGGAAACUAUCAGACAAGAAGGGGGCCUACAUUCCCUUCUUCAGUGGCGACUCCUACCUCGAGCUGAAGGGCCUCCAUUUAUACAGUCAUGAUCUGAGGCAAAAGGUCAGCAUGACUGUAGUCCUGCUGGCUAAUGACUCAAACGGCAUGAUCUUCUACAAUGGCCAGAAGACAGAUGGCAAAGGAGAUUUCAUCUCUCUUGCACUGAAUGAUGGCAUCCUAGAGUUUCGAUAUGAUCUGGGCAAAGGGCCAGCUGUCAUUAGGAGUAAAGAGAAGCUCAAGCUGAAUGUUUGGAACACAGUGAACCUGGAGCGAGCAAACCGUAAAGGAGAACUCACUAUUAAUGGCAAAGACUCAGUCAGAGGAGAGGCACCGAACCAGCACACAGAUCUCAACCUGAAGGAAUCCCUGUAUGUGGGCGGAGCACCAGAUUUCCGUAAACUGGCCAGAGCAGCGUCAAUUAAAGCUGGAUUUAAGGGAGCCAUCCAGAAGAUUACUUUGAUGGGCACGCCAAUCCUAAAGGCCGAUAACGCUCUUCACUCCAGCGACGUGUCCAUGUACACUCACCACCCUUGUUCCAAAGACGUGUGCGAGAACGGCGGCGAGUGCAAUCCACUGCUCGAGAACUACGAGUGUGUGUGUCCAUUCGGCUUCACGGGACCACACUGCCAGCACACUACCUACGAGAAAGCAGCCGGGGAGUCCGAGGCCAUUGCUUUUGAUGGCCGAACGUUCAUCGAAUAUCACAACGGAGUCACCAAGAGUGAGAAGGCCUUGCUGGUGAACAAGUUUGAGCUGAGCAUCAAAACCGAGGCCACUCACGGCCUCCUCCUGUGGAGUGGGAAGGGUAUGGAGCGCUCUGACUACAUUGCGCUGGCCAUCGUGGAUGGACGUGUCCAGAUGACCUAUGACCUCGGCUCCAAACCAGUAGUCUUGCGAUCAUCAGUGCGGGUCAACACUAAUCACUGGAUCCGCAUUAAAGCCAGCAGAGCACUGAGGGAUGGAUCUCUGCAAGUCGGCAAUGAGGCAGCAGUGACGGGCUCCUCACCUCUGGCUGCCACUCAGCUGGAUACAGACGGUGCCCUUUGGCUGGGUGGUCUUGAGGAUAUGGCUGUGGCCCGCCGCCUCCCCAAGGCCUACAGCACAGGCUUCAUGGGCUGCGUGAAAGAUGUGAUCAUCGACGGCGUGGAUUUGCAUCUAGUGGAAGACGCCUUAAACAGCCCCAAAAUAUUACACUGUUCAGCCAAAUAGCCUGGCACCACCUUCCUCCCAGCACCAUGUCUACUGCUGUAAUUAUUUCUAUUUUUGUAUACUUUUCAUUGCUUUUUAUAUUGGAAAAAACAAACAAUGGCAUUGUUUUAAUUUUGGUUUGUUUCCAUUAUAUAUAUAUAUAUAUAUAUAUAUAUAUAUAUAUAUAUAUAUAUAUAUAUAUAUGGUUUAUUUUGAUCUGCACCUCCAUUCAUCUACAAUUCCUCCCCACCCCCCCAAAUUGCAGUUACAUGGUGUCAAAAGACAAGAAAAUAUGUAUUAUAUUUGUGGUGUUGUUUUUAGAACACCAGAAAAAAAAAAUCAUUAUCUUGCUCAUUACUUGAAAUGGUGAAUAAGGUAGGUGCUGUUUGUCCUCUCUCGACUGCCUUCUCUGGGUGCCAUAACAUAAUUUCCUGCAUUGUAGUACACCAUGUACAUUCCACUGAGUCUCUGCUGCAGGUAAUACCUAUCGCUUCAAGCAUGUGUGACUUUUGACUUGAUCAACAAAGGACUGUCACUGUUAACUGAGCUGAACAAGUGGACAAGUCCCAUUAGACCAGUAACCGGGGUCCAGCCCCUUUGCUCUUAAUGUUUUUAAGCUCCUCGCUAACACAGAACUUCGAAGCUUGUCAACGACAAAAAAAAAUUGCAUACGGUAGAUCUUCAGAAAUGUCUGAAAUAUCAAGCUGAACUCUCAGUAACUGACACAAGAUGUUAUUAAUGAAUAGAACAAUAAUACAUGAGACUGUGAGCAAUGAGAGAGUCUUUUCUGUCACAAGCAUUCGUCUCAUGUGUUGUGCACCGUGUCUAAUCCUUAAGAAUGACCACUUGCUGCAUGCAACCUUUUUUAAAUGUCAAGUUCAUUUUGCCUUGGUUGAUCUUGCGCUUUCUUAUUCCUUUCAGGGCAAAAAUUGAGUUUGUCAGGUUGCACUGAAAUGUAUAUGUUUCUUCUGAUUUAAGGUGUUUUUGUUUGUUUGUUUGUUUGUUGGGUUUUUUGUUGAGUUUGACUUGAGUGAAUUGAUGGACCUCGUUUUAUACGUGUCAGUCUGUCAUGCUCGAAAAGCAAGAAAUGGUUGCUACUGCUACACUAGUCUCUGCCAUGAGGAGGCACCGUAGCACAAGGAGACGAAACAGGAGCCACAGGAAACAGAUGACAGCAGGGCGGUUGCAAGAACACUGAUAUAGCCUUGGAAUUUUUCAUUCAGUCCUGAACUCGGCAGGAUUUUCUUCGAACGUCGCUUUAAACGAUCCCGUCAGCACUUGCACCGGAAAAAGGGACAUCUAGACCCAUGCAUUUGAUGUCUAGAUGCUUGCAUUUUCUGACUGUGGUCCUGGAUCAGUUGUUAGAAUAAGCAAAUGUAUUGAAAACAAUAACAAAUAAAAUAAUAAUAAUAAUAUUGUUAUUAUUAUUAUUAUAAAUAAUAAUAAUAAUAAUAAUAAUAAUGCAUGGGGUUUUGUUUUAUGAAAAUGAUUUUUGUAACGUUUGAAGACAAAUGUGAUGCAAUUGUUUGUACUGCUGACCUGAAAACAUUGUAAGAAAUAAUUUUAGUUUCAAUACAAGUCCAAAACUAAAAGAAAAAAAAAGCCUGUUCAUAGUAAAGUAUCAUGUUGUUAUUUUGUGGAGAGAAAUCUAUAUUUCCUUCAUUUCGUUUUUUUCCCCUUUUUUUGUUUUCGUUCUUUUUUUUGUUUGUUUAAAGCAGUGAGACAGAUGAAAUUGUUUUAUAUAGCCCUGUCACUAUGUAAAUGAAUAAUGUGCAUCUAUGGAUUUUUUUUUUUUUUUAAGUAUUACACACUGGAAGCAAUUCUAACUUGUUUGUUCAGUUCACAUAUUCUAUUCCUGCGCAUUCGAGGGAGAAAAUGAUCAUAUAUUGGUAUAUAUUUUGAUUUACAGUACAGUAAGGGGGUUUCUAGUGUUACAAUCCAAAACGCAACAGCCCAGUAUCUCUGCAUCAGCUGAACAUCUAUACUCUGUUACAUAGCAUCCACAUCGGUUUAUCAUUAUCUUUUCCUAUUUGUGGUUACUUCUUUUUUUAAAACAUUUGAUGUUCAGUGGCUAUGUAACAAAAGGGACCUCCUGCAUGCUCGGAGGGCACUGAAAGGACAGAGUGCUGGGCUCAUGAAGAUGGAGCACAUGCAUGAACAUCCACUGUCUGGAUGGGAACUGUCUGAGAAAUGCCUUAAACCCAUCUUCACUCACCGGUGACAGAGUCAACAUCUUUAAUAAUCUACUCCAUGCUCUCUGUUUAGCCACUAUAUUAGCCACAUCGCCACAUCAUGUAAAUGAAUUCAUAGAUAUUAAUAUUUGUAUUAAUACUGUUUAUGAGAAUAUCCCAGAAUGCCUCAAAAAUAGAUGUUCUGGACUCUACAGAUAGAAUAUUUACUGUAUAAAUGCUAUUUUCAAUAUCUAUUUAUGUCUUUGAGUGGAUUCCAUUACUGGCCUUUGUAAACUACUGUUUUAAUUCCAAUAUACCUGAAGGGCAGUGCUCAGAAUGAGAGUGGCAUGACAUUCCCAUUACUAACUUUAUUACUUGUGUCUUGUGUUCCCACCACCAUGAAAUAAAGUGUAAAACAAACCGUAA